GAAAUGAAAUGGUUUCCGGGCAUGCACUCGGAGCCCCGCCCCCAUCUGUCUGUGCCAUCUUGAACAAAAACGGCGGAUGAAAAGAGCCCAGACAAAGAUGGGGAGAAUGUUUUAAAGAGAGAUUUUAAACAGCCCGUUUUUGAGUAUUCCUCUCAAGUGGGACGUAUUGGACCGGAAGCGGAGCUCCGUGAGCGAACAACAGCCACACCCGGCAGAACAGCUAAGCUAACGUUAGCAGCUAGCCAGGCUAAGCUAACGUUUAGUACGAGUUGGAAGUUUCCAGUCGCCCCCACUGGAAUACACUUGAGUUAUUUAUUGCGUUUGUCGUGUGAUUUUGAGCUCGAGAGGCUAUGAGCGAACGUCGUGUGGAUGUCGCGCCGCUGCCACUAUGAGGACGCAAGCUCGUUAGCUCCACUGCAAAGCGCUUGUUUUUUCGUUCCGCAGCGGAACUGCAGUAAGCCGCGGCCCUGGCCAUGCCCUCGAGCGCACGGGCGGGCAGUCUGAAGGACCCGGACGUGGCCGACCUCUUCUGCAGAGAUGACCCGGAGAAGCUCUUCGCCGACCUCAGGGAGAUCGGCCACGGCAGCUUUGGAGCCGUCUACUUUGCCCGAGACGUGCGCAACAAUGAGGUGGUGGCCAUCAAGAAGAUGUCGUACAGCGGCAAGCAGACAAACGAGAAGUGGCAGGACAUCAUCAAAGAGGUCAAGUUCUUGCAGAAACUUCGCCAUCCAAACACUAUCGAGUAUCGAGGAUGUUACCUGAAGGAGCACACGGCGUGGCUGGUGAUGGAGUACUGCCUGGGCUCCGCCUCCGACCUCCUCGAAGUUCACAAAAAGCCUCUGCAGGAGGUGGAGAUUGCUGCUAUUACCCACGGCGCACUGCUGGGGCUGGCCUACCUGCACUCUCACAACAUGAUCCACAGAGACGUGAAAGCAGGUAACAUCCUGCUGACGGAGCCCGGUCAAGUCAAACUGGGCGACUUUGGCUCCGCUUCCAUCGUGGCCCCCGCCAACUCCUUUGUGGGGACGCCCUACUGGAUGGCUCCAGAGGUGAUCCUGGCUAUGGACGAGGGGCAGUACGACGGCAAAGUGGACGUGUGGUCGCUGGGCAUCACCUGCAUCGAGUUGGCGGAGAGGAAGCCCCCCCUGUUCAACAUGAACGCCAUGAGUGCCUUAUACCACAUUGCUCAGAAUGAGAGCCCCAUCCUGCAGUCCAAUCACUGGUCCGAUUCCUUCCGCAACUUUGUGGACUCCUGUCUGCAGAAGAUUCCGCAGGACCGGCCCACCUCCAAUGUGCUGCUCAAUCAUCGCUUCCUGUGCCGCGAGCGUCCCCUGACGGUGGUCAUGGACCUGAUCGCCCGAACCAAGGACGCCGUGCGCGAGUUGGACAACCUGCAGUACCGCAAGAUGAAGAAGAUCCUCUUCCAGGAGACGCAGCAGAAUGGCCCCAUGUCUGAAGGAGCAGAGGACGAGGAGGAAGUGGAGCAGUACCUGUUGCGCACGGGCACGGUCAACAGCAUGGAGAGCUCGCAGUCGGUGCCCAGCAUGUCCAUCUCCGCCAGCUCUCAGAGCAGCUCCGUCAACAGCCUGGCCGACGUCUCCGAUGACAGCAGCGGCGAGAUGGCCAUGAUGCAGGAGGGAGAGCACACGGUCACCUCCAACAGCUCCAUCAUCCACCGGCCCACGGUGCAGGACAACAUCUACGAUGACCCUUACCAGCCGGAGCUGGAGCAGCCCCAGGCUCCCUCCGCCGGCCGUCGCAGAGCCUACUACCGCAACCGAGACCACUUUGCCACCAUCCGAACUGCCUCCUUGGUGACCCGACAGAUCCAGGAGCACGAGCAAGGCUCGGCGCUGCGGGAGCAGAUGUCGGGAUACAAGCGCAUGCGGCGACAGCACCAAAAGCAGCUGAUGGGCCUGGAGAACAAGCUGAAGGCCGAGAUGGACGAGCAUCAGCUCAAGCUGGAUAAGGAGCUGGAGAACCAGAGGAACAGUUUCUCCUCAGAAGCCGACAAACUGGUCAAGAAGCACCAGGCCAUCCUGGAGAAGGAGACCAAAGCAGCCCUGGCAGAGGAGAAGAAGUUCCAGCAGCACAUUCUGGGCCAGCAGAAGAAAGAACUGACCAGCUUACUGGAGUCGCAGAAGCGCCAGUAUCGCCAGCGCAAGGACCAGCUGAAAGAGGAGCUGAACGAGAACCAGUCUACCCCUAAGCGGGAGAAGCAGGAGUGGCUGAUCCGGCAGAAGGAGUGUCUGCAGCAGAUGCAGGCGGAGGAGGAGGCCAGUCUGCUCCGGAGGCAAAGGCACUACUACGAGUUGCAGUGUCGGCAGUACAAGAGGAAAAUGCUGCUGGCUCGACACAACCUGGAGCAGGAUCUACUCAGAGAGGACCUGAACAAGAAGCAGACCCAGAAGGAUCUGGAGUGCGCCAUGCUGCUGCGCCACCACGAGUCCACCCAGGAGCUGGAGUUCCGGCAGCUGGGCUUAGUGCAGCGGACACGCGCCGAGCUGAUCCGAACGCAGCACCAGACGGAGCUGACAAACCAGAUGGAGUACAACAAGCGGCGAGAGCAAGAACUGCGCCAGAAGCACACCGUGGAGGUGCGCCAGCAGCCCAAAAGCCUCAAGUCCAAAGAGCUGCAGAUCAAGCGUCAGUUCCAGGAGACGUGCAAGAUCCAGACACGUCAGUACAAAGCCUUGCGCAACCACCUCCUGGAGAGCACGCCCAAGUCGGACCACAAGGCCGUGCUCAAGCGCGUCAAGGAGGAGCAGACGCGCAAGCUGGCCAUCCUGGCUGAGCAGUACGACCACUCCAUCAACGAUAUGCUGUCCACGCAGGCUGUGAGUAAGCUUCGACUGGACGAGAGCCAGGAGGCGGAGUACCAGGUGCUCCGCAUGCAACUGCAGCAGGAGCUGGAGCUGCUCAACGCCUACCAGAGCAAGAUCAAGAUGCACACCGACACGCAGCACGAGCGUGAGAUCAAGGAGCUUGAGCAGAGAGUGUCCAUACGCCGCGCGCUCCUCGAGCAGCGGAUCGAGGAGGAGAUGCUGUCCUUGCAGAACGAGCGUUCAGAGCGUAUCCGGACGCUUCUGGAGCGGCAGGCUCACGAGAUCGAGGCCUUCGACUCGGAGAGCAUGCGUCUGGGCUUUAGCAGCAUGGCGCUGAGCGGCAUCCCGGCCGAGGCCUACAACCAAGGCUACCCCGCCCCCAGCCCCUCCUCAGGUUCGGGGGGCUGGCCCUCGCGCCCCGUGCCUCGCUCGGGAAGCCACUGGAGCCACAGUGUGCAGAACUCUGUAGCCGCACCAUCUUGGCGCGGUCAGAACCACAGCGGCAGCUUCGUCCGGACGGAGUCGGUGGUGUCGUCGCACGGCUUCGGGAGGGACAGCGACAGCGGGAAGGGGGGCAGGGCGUCAUCGUCGUCCUCCUCUGCGUCGUCUUCGUCAUCCUCUUCGCACCACCACCACCAUCACCAGCAGUCGCAGCAGCAGCCGCCGCCGCCCCAGCCUCACUACCUCCCCCAGCACUACCAGCACCACCAGAGCACGCCACACCUCUACCGCGACGAGAGGGAUCGUGCCCGGGAGUGGGCGGGGAGCGGCGGCCACUAUUCCCAUCAUUCCCAGGGCGGGCACCACCACCAUCACCCCCAUCUGUCGUCCCACGCCUCCUCCCAGUCCCUGGCCCUGCUGCCGCCCCCUCCUGUGCCUCCACCCGUCUCGCUCCCGUCCUCCCCUCCGUCCUCGGCCUCCUCGUCAUCUUCAUCUCAGGGAGGCUACGGCGGCGGCCUCGGGGUACGCGGCCCCGGCUUGAUGGCCCUCAGGAACAGCCCCCAGCCUCUGCGCAGGACGGCCUCGGGAGGGCCGGGCGGCGGCGGCAGCGACGGCGGCUUGAGCCGGAGCACAUCGGUCACAUCGCACAUUUCCAACGGCUCGCACCUGUCCUACUCGUGAGGAUUCCGCCCAGAGACUGUCAACUUUUCAUUUUUAAUUGCUUCACGUGUCGUUUGCAGUUUUUGUUGCACAAGACCAAGUUUGAGAUUUUGCUCUUGGCCGUCGCGUGCCGCUUCCUCUCAGCGAGCGGUGCUUUUUGAAACCGCUCCCACUUUGUAAAUAGGCCCUUCUCUUCUUUUCGUGUUUGAUGCUGUUGAGCAGAGAUUGUCUAGAUAGCCACAUCAACAAACCACUCCACGUGCCAGUCUUCCCUUCACCGCCACUUCGGCGAGUUAGCUUAGCGCUCGCCCAGUCGCUUCGACGUGCAGUUGGCUUAGCUUAGCUAUUUGCUGUGGGUUGGAAAAAAAAAAAAAAAAAAGACAUCCCAGCUAGCUCCAAUUUGUAGUUAGCUUAGUUUAGCUUUGUCUGCACCGUCCAGCGUAAACUCAGUGAUAUGAUUUCUUUGUGGGGGUUUAUUUUAAAAAGUUAUUUUUAUAACUAAGACUUUUAGGGAGAGAAAACAUGCUUGUUUGCUCAACUAGCAGGCUACGUCGUAUCACGUGACACAUUACUUUAAGUCUGAUUAUUUUAUGCUAGCACGCUGUGUUAUGAAGUGGCACGUGUUGUAACUAGCAUGUUACGUCACAACACAAGCACCUGUUCCGUUGUGGCGUGGCGUGAUGACAUCACCGCACGUUACAGUACGCUGCGUUACAGCCUCAUCCCCCACCUUCGGGUCACCCACAAACUUGCUUUAUGCUCUUUUCUGAUAGCGUCUGUUGAAUCUCAAUGUGAACGUUGCGUCAGUAUACGUAGCCGUACUAACUCGAAGAGCAUCUUUGCAAUUAUAAGGAUUCUUUUGUCAUGUGACCUACUAGACCAAUCGAUGCUACUGCUGUCGUAUUUAUGUCGGAUGCCACUUUUUAAAGCUGCAUUCCGCAGGAUUUUGGCCCAAAAUAUUUUUCAUAUCCUUUUCAUUUGGCCAUUUAUGAGUCACACAGAGUGGUGACCAUUUUGCUGGAAUGGACUUCACAUCCGUCUUGCAUUCCUCAGACCCCCACAGUUUCUCAGAUUUUGGUUUUGGUCCACAGGUGCCAGCAGCGGUUAGAAACGCAACAUCCAGCUUUUAUGCUAAGUUUAUUUUUUUUUUCUUCUUCUUCCAAAAUGUGACUGCCAAUGUUGACCACUCUGUGGGGAAGAAUAAGCGCAGUGCAGCAUUGCUGUGACAGAAUGACAUGAAGUCCAUUUCCCAGCAUUCCUUGUUCUUGUGUCAGUAUUAGCAUGUGAAGCAAUCCCACAAUCCUUUGGUGCCAUGUUCGACUUGACUUGAUUUUGUUUUCGUUGUGUGUUUGCGUGCGCCUGCGUGUCCGCAGGGGUAGAAGUGCAGAAGCAUCAUCAGGCCGCUUCCUCCCACCAUGGCGGAGGAGUGCAAAGGCCGUUUUUGGUUGUCUUGUCACGUCUACCUCAUUUGCACUGAUGUUCAAAGAAUGUUCGGCUCGUCUGACAAAUGAGCGACAUUUCACCUUUUGACUUGUUUUUUGUGUUUCGUUGUAACAUUUUUCCUUUUGGUGAGUUGAAGCUUGAAAAGGCACAAAAAGUAAUUGGAAAAAGGAAGCAAGCACAUUUGUUUUCUCGGCUCUCCCGUUAAAGGAGUAAAAGUUUGGGGAAAUGAGAUAUAUACGAUGCACUUCUCGUUUCCCACAGGCGGACGGUGCAAAGAUUAUUUUUCUAGUUUUGAAGUCAGGAAGAGAGGGGCUCACCAUUGCAAACAUGCUUUAGGAUGCUUCUCAAACAUCAGGAUUUCUUUACACGUGACCGUGGGGAAAAAAAAAAGGAAACCUUAAGGGGAAAACAAUUGUACAGAAACGUAACAAAAUACUUUUGGAAAAUAAACAAACAUCAGUACA
Molecule: messenger RNA, 5833 nt
Organism: Syngnathus typhle (broad-nosed pipefish)
Lineage: Eukaryota; Metazoa; Chordata; Actinopteri; Syngnathiformes; Syngnathidae
Gene: taok2a
Product: TAO kinase 2a
Exons: 20
Coding region: 474-3947 (1157 amino acids)
Biological process (GO): protein phosphorylation
Molecular function (GO): ATP binding; protein kinase activity
Source: RefSeq, a predicted model, not a curated record